UUAUUACUUGCUCUGUUUAGUUAUCAUUUCUUGUUUCUUCAUAAUUAUAUUCUGUACUAAAUACUACAUAAUUAGUAUUUUAGAACGAUUUCAUUUAUAAAUAUUAGUAAUCCGGAGUAGAUACCUUUAUUUACGAAGUAAAUUUACGAAGUAAAUAUUAAAUUUGCUGCAAAUAUGAAAGAGAAAUCUAAGAAACAACAUAAAAAACACGAAAAGAAGAAAAAAGAACACAAGCACCGUAAGCAGUCAAGUACAAAUAAUGCAGAAGGUUAUGAAUGGGUUGAGAAAGAAGCUGUCGAUAAACCAGAACGUGAAGAUUGGAUGUCGAUGACUGGGCUAUUAAAAACUUACACAAAGGAUGACAUAAAACCAAAAAAAGAAGAGAAAAAUAAGAAUCAUAUAGAUUCAUAUAAUCCAGGGACCAGUACCAGAGAACUCAAUCCCUACUGGAAAGAUGGUGGCUCUGGCUUACCACAAACUCCUGAAAGUUUUCGUAAAUCAAGACAGUUUAUAAAACCUAUUGAAGAUGGUAGUGAUUUAUACUCAAGAGCAUCAUCAUCAAAAGAGUAUAGUAAGUCCCAUUUUAGUCAUGAACGUUCAUCUUGUAGUUCAUCAUAUAACUGGAAGAAACCUAAAAAUAAUAAUAAAACAGUAGAAUCAACAGAAACUUUUAAACAUACUGAGAAAAAUUCAAAUUUAUGUCAAAGUCCAGCUGCAUUAACAGAGAAGAAGAAAGAUUCUCAGUAUUUGAGUGAUGAAAAAAUGAAUAAACUUGGAGCAAAAAUUAUUAAAGCUGAAAUAAUGGGUGACACAGCAUUGGUUGCUGAAUUGAAAGCUAAACUAGAAGCAGCUAGAGAAUACAGAAAACAAAAUCCUGAUGCUGGAAAAGAAGAAAAUGAAGGUAUAAUGCUAAUGUCAACAGAUAUAUUUGGAAAUAGCAGACCAUUAACCAGAACAGAACAAGGAGAUCCAAAAAGUAAAGGUGGAAAAAGAAAAGCUGAAACUCAUUCUUCUGGUCAGCGACAAAAGUACUUUGGAAAUGAUGAUAAAUAUAAUUUAGCACAAAUGUUUCAACAAGAGAAAUAUGGCAAUAAUUAUGAAGAUGAAGCACAAUUGGCUAAAAUCGCUGGUAAACAUAAAAAUCCUAAUGAUGACCUUGAAGAUAUAUUCAUGGAUGAGAUAUCUAAGAAUAAGAAUCCUGCAAAAGAAAGUGAAUUGGAAAAACAGAGGGCUAUUAAACAACAUAUUAAAAUGGAAAAGUCAUUAGAAGGUUGUGAAUAUUGUAUAGAUUCCAAAAAUAUGUUAAAACAUUUAAUAAUUACCUGUGGUAAUAAUGUUUACUUAGCAUUACCAGCUAAAAAGUCUUUGGUAACUGGACAGUGUAUUAUAACUACAAUACAACAUACAACUUGUUGUACUGCAUUAGAGGAAAACAUUUGGGAAGAAGUUUUGAACUUCAGGAAGGCACUAACACAAUUUUUUAAUUCUCAAAACAAAGAUGUUGUAUUUUUUGAGACUGCUACAAGAUUACACAGAUACCCACAUAUGGUUAUAAACUGCAUACCCCUACCAAGAGAUGUAGGUGAUAUGGCUGCAAUAUAUUUUAAGAAAGCUCUCUUAGAAUGUGAAGCAGAAUGGUCUAUGAAUAAGAAAGUUGUGGAUUUAAAGGGUAAAGAUAUUCGAAAAGGUAUUCCAAAAGGUUUGCCAUAUUUCUGGAUAGAUUUUGGUAUGGACCCAGGGUUUGCUCAUGUUAUAGAAGAUCAACAAUUGUUUCCCAAGACAUUUGCUGAGGAAACCAUUGCAGGUAUAUUAGAUUUAGAUCACAGCUUAUGGAAAAAUCCACGAAGAGAAUAUGGAGACAUACAAAGAAAAAAAGUUUUGGAUUUUAUAAAAGAAUGGAAACCCUUUGAACCUGUAAUUAAUAAAAUUUAAAUACUUUAGCA
Messenger RNA from Galleria mellonella (greater wax moth), 1943 nucleotides. RefSeq names its product CWF19-like protein 2 homolog. NCBI's taxonomy places the organism in Eukaryota, Metazoa, Arthropoda, Insecta, Lepidoptera, Pyralidae. Gene Ontology annotation, cellular component: post-mRNA release spliceosomal complex. Gene Ontology annotation, biological process: mRNA splicing, via spliceosome. The coding region runs from base 175 to 1932 and encodes 585 amino acids. The record is from RefSeq and is a predicted model, not a curated record. The transcript is spliced from 5 exons.